Molecule: messenger RNA, 2295 nt
Organism: Anopheles bellator
Lineage: Eukaryota; Metazoa; Arthropoda; Insecta; Diptera; Culicidae
Product: histone acetyltransferase KAT6B-like
Exons: 4
Coding region: 1-2295 (764 amino acids)
Biological process (GO): regulation of DNA-templated transcription
Cellular component (GO): MOZ/MORF histone acetyltransferase complex
Molecular function (GO): histone acetyltransferase activity
Source: RefSeq, a predicted model, not a curated record
AUGAAUCAGCAGCAUCUCUUCCGCGAGGACUCCAUCGCUGUUCGAUUGCUGGAGGCGAAACGGCAAGGCUUGGUUGCUUCGACGGAAUGGGCCGACAGCGAGCGGCGGAAUAGAAACCGCUCGCGAAGAAAGUCUGAGCGGACGACCGUCCCUAAUACGUUGUGCAACGAGUGUCUCAAGACUAGCCAGAGUGGCCCCAACGACCACAAGGUCGAGCCGAUGAGUUCGUGCGGACGGUGCGGCAUUUCACUGCACGACACCUGCUCCAACAGAGCCACCGAUGCAUCCGUGCCUCUAUCCCGACUGGUGGCUGCCGGGAACCGUUGGUUCUGCGACGAAUGCGAACCCUGCGAUGUUUGCUGCAUCGCGAAUGAAAGCUUAAGCGGUGUUCCGCGAUGCGUUGUGGAAUGUGCUGAAUGUUUGCUACGAUUUCACUUCCAGUGCAUGGUGCCGCAGGUGCCCCCGGCUGCGGAAGUUAAAUCUGGAUGGCGAUGCACCCGCUGUGACGUUGCUGAUAAACCUGGUCAUGGAAAUAUUUGUGAAGAAGAUCUUGGAAAAACUCACCUGAGCACAGGCGAAGACGUGAUCGGUUCCGUGAACAUGAUGAUUCCAACCAUGAUUCCAAAACCUACAUUCGUACGGGCCCAUAUAAACGAGUCGGAACUGAUCAAUGGACGAAUUGAGGCUAUGAGGAUUAACCUAGGCGAGCAGGUAACGGAGGACGAUUUAGACAUAUAUCGAGAGGUGCUGCUGCAAAAGUGUAAGCUGGAACAGGACAACCUGCAACGUACACCGGAAACAAUUCAGUUCGGUAAACACGUGAUCAAUACGUGGUACUCGAGCCCCUUCCCACAAGAAUACGCGAAACUGAAGGUGCUGUAUAUGUGCGAGUUCUGCUUGAAGUACAUGAAAAGUGGCGCGGAACUGUGUCGGCACCAGAGAAAGUGCGCUUUGCGGCAUCCGCCGGGAGUGGAAAUUUACCGCGACGGCGAUUUAGCGAUGUUCGAGGUGGACGGCAACGAGCAGAGGCUGUACUGUCAGAGCCUGUGCCUGCUGGCCAAGCUGUUUCUCGACCACAAGACGCUGUACUUCGACGUAGAGUCGUUUCUGUUCUACGUUAUGACCAAGCGUGAUUCUCGUGGCCACCACAUGGUGGGGUACUUUUCGAAAGAAAAGCACAGCCAACUUUGCUACAACUUGUCGUGCAUUCUGACGAUGCCACAGUACCAGCGACUGGGUUAUGGCCGCUUUCUGAUCGAUUUCAGCUAUCUGUUGAGCCGGGUAGAGCAGAAAACUGGCACACCGGAAAAACCGUUCUCCGACUUGGGCCGAGUAUCGUACCACCGGUACUGGUGCUCGGCGAUCCUGUCCUUUCUGUACCUCAAUCGCUACGGUUCCCUAACACUGGAGGAUAUUUCCAAGGAAACGGGAUUGUCGGUUUGCGAUGUUGUGCAGGCUUUGCGAAACCUGGGAUUCAUCUGGUACCGCUGUGUAACGAAGGGCUGCACGCGCAUGUUCGCGCCGAUCGUGUGCAUCGACUGGCGACUUGUUGAUCGCUAUCACGAGCGUCGAAAGGGUUCCUCCAAACGGAUCGAACUGCGUGAGAUGUGUCUUCGGUGGGUCCCGAAGCGAUAUGUUGUUGCCAUCAAUCAAACGGUCCUCGAAGCUCGUGGCCAGGAGUCGUCCGCUUCUGGGCAACACUCAAGCUCACAAUCAAAUUUAAGUUCAGUGGUAGAGAACGAUAUGACCAGGACGAGCACUGGCCGGCGGCGUGUUCGCUCGCGUCGCUACAGUGAAUCUAUUUUCUCGCUCUCCUUGACAACAGGCACUCCGAAGAAAGAAAGGAAUACUGGCGGAGGAAAAAUUUUAACAAGUUCAACGGACUCUGUGUGCGUAACACCCUUAGCAGCGUCCCCCGGCCGAAUGUCGCGGUACUCCGGCACGACCACCUCGGAAGGAGAGGUUUCUCUCGAUAGCGUCGAAGCGUUCAUGGGUACACCUAAGAGUGAGUUUUUGAAAUCAUCUCCCGAAAAGCUUUUUCACGGUUUUACGCCGAUCGCUCCAUUUCGUCAGUUUACCGGGAAUGACGACCGUACGGUUGUUGUAACUGACCCGUCGAACGGUCGCGGUGAACACCACACACAGCCCUGCACGCCAUCGGUGCGUUUAGAUACCGACAUCAUUAUUUCACUGUCCGUAACCGUAGUGUCGCAACUGGACCUUUUUAUCGAGGGUUCACUGUACAAGACCUGCCUCCGAACUCCGACACAACAGCAAAAGGUUCGUUUCGCGUGA